Messenger RNA from Dipodomys ordii (Ord's kangaroo rat), 5478 nucleotides. RefSeq names its product DAZ interacting zinc finger protein 3 (gene Dzip3). Gene Ontology annotation, molecular function: polyubiquitin modification-dependent protein binding; ubiquitin protein ligase activity; RNA binding. The record is from RefSeq and is a predicted model, not a curated record. Gene Ontology annotation, cellular component: cytoplasm. The transcript is spliced from 32 exons. Lineage: Eukaryota; Metazoa; Chordata; Mammalia; Rodentia; Heteromyidae. Gene Ontology annotation, biological process: protein polyubiquitination. The coding region runs from base 238 to 3858 and encodes 1206 amino acids.
GCUAGGGCUCAAUCUGUGGAGGGGCGGUUAGGCAGGCGCCCGGGGUCCUUGUUCGUCUGUGGGCUCUGGUUUCCAGUAGGGUCGGCGGCUUUUAUGCCAGAGGCCCGGGCUUUCGUUGGUGCCUCGUUCCUCCACCUGAGAAAUGGUCGGUUCCCCUAGUCUAAGAACGCUUUAAACAUCAGUAGUAGUAAAAUUUGUAAGCACUGAUCUAAGACUUAGAAAGGAAUAUUGUCCAACAUGGAUUCUCUGCAAGAAGAAUGUUUGGGGAGUAGGGAUACUGCUGAGGAGGAGCAGAUUAAGGAAGAAAUGGAAAAUAAAGUAGAAAAAUCAGCCAGUGAAAUGGACAAACAGAAACAGGACAUAGCUACUGAUCUUAUCCCUAUUAACCUGCUAUUUGAAAUGAAGAAGUUAUUAAGUGCAGUUAGUACUCUACCAAAGGGUGUGGUUCCCCACAUUAAGAAGUUUCUACAAGAAGAUUUUUCAUUCCAGUCUAUGCAGAGAGAAGUUACAGACAACAACCAGAAUGGAGAAGAAAUUGUUCCUGCUUUAACUUUACGUUUUUUGAUAAUACAACUAGAAAUAGCACUUAGGAACAUCCAAGCCACGAAUUAUACUGCACAUCAAAUUAAUAUUGGUUAUUAUUUGACAUUAUUGUUUUUGUAUGGGGUAGCACUCACCGAAAGAGGAAAGAAAGAGGAUUUUACAGAAGCUGAGAAUAAAUUUCUGGUAAUGAAGAUGGUGAUCCAAGAAAAUGAAAUUUGUGAAAAUUUUAUGUCUUUAGUUUAUUUUGGGCGUGGAUUGCUUCGGUGUUCUCAGAAGAGAUAUAAUGGAGGGUUGCUAGAAUUUCACAAAAGCUUACAAGAAAUAGGAGAUCCAAAUGAUCAGUGGUUUGACAUAGAUCCUACAGAAGAUGAAGAUUUACCUACAUCUUUCAAAGAUCUUCUCAAUGAUUUUAUCAAGACUACUGAAGAUAAUAUAAUGAAACAGACAAUAUGUAGUUAUUUAGAUUGUGAGAGAUCUUGUGAAGCUGACAUUUUAAAGAACACCAAUUAUAAGGGAUUUUUUCAGUUAAUGUGCAGUAAAAGUUGCUGUGUUUAUUUCCAUAAAAUUUGUUGGAAAAAGUUCAAGAGUUUAAAAUAUCCAGGUGAAAAUGAUCAGAGUUUCAGUGGGAAAAAAUGUUUGAAAGAGGGAUGUCCAGGUGACAUGGCAAGGAUGCUGCAGUGUGAUGUACCUGGAAUUGUUAAAAUUUUGUUUGAAGUUGUGAGACAGGAUGAAUAUAUAACCAUUGAAAAUUUAGGAGCAAGUUAUAAGAAGAUGAUGUCUCUGAAAAUAAGUGAUACCGAUAUAACACCGAAGAUCAGUUUAAAAUUUAAUACAAAAGAGGAGAUGCCUAUCUUCAAACUCAAUUAUAAUUAUUUCUAUCAUCUGCUCCAUAUAAUUAUUAUCUCUGGUACUGACAUUGUCCGGCAAAUAUUUGAUGAGGCUAUGCCACCCCUUCUAUUGAAAAAAGAGCUGCUUAUACACAAGAAUGUACUGGAAUCCUACUACAACCAUCUUUGGACCAAUCACCCUUUGGGAGGAUCAUGGCAUCUGCUUUAUCCCCCAAACAAGGAGCUACCACAAUCCAAACAGUUUGAUUUAUGCCUCCUAUUAGCUCUCAUAAAACAUUUGAAUGUAUUCCCUGCACCCAGAAAAGGCUGGAAUAUGGAACCACCAUCUUCUGAUCUCUCUAAGUCUGCAGACAUCCUGAGGCUAUGCAAAUACAGGGAUUUUCUUCUUAGUGAGAUUUUGAUGAAUGGUCUCACAGAGUCACAGUUCAAUUCAAUUUGGAAAAAAGUUUCUGAUAUUCUUCUGCGCCUUGGGAUGAAACAAGAGGAUAUAGACAAAGUGAAGGAGAAUCCCAUUGAGAAUAUAUCUCUAGAUUACCAUCAGCUAUCUAUCUACCUAGGCAUACCAGUACCAGAAAUCAUCCAGAGGAUGUUAUCCUGCUAUCAACAAGGUAUUGCUCUACAGUCAAUAACAGGCAGUCAAUGUAUUGAAAUAGAAGAGUUACAAAAUGAGGACGAAGAACUGAGUCCACCUCUUAUGGAGUACAAUAUAAAUGUGAAAUCAAACACUGAAAUACAUUUGGCAGAAAUGAAUAAAGAUGGAGGCUCGAUACCCAGUGAAUCUUCAACAGAAUCUACUAAAGAUCCUCAAGAAGUUAUGGAUAAACCAAAGAAAAAGAAAAAAACUAAGAAUAAAAAGAGUAAAGACUCAAAGGAAGAGCAAAUCUCAUACAUAGUUGAAGAUCAGUUGAACAAACAAGCAAAUCUCCAUUCAAUUGGUAGGUACAUGAAAGAUGAUGCAAGUGAUAUUCAAGAGGAUUCUGCAACUGAAGACAAGUUCUAUAGCCUGGAUGAAUUACAUAUUAUGGACAUGAUAGAGCAGGGUUCAACUGGCAAGGCAAACACAGAGUAUGGAGAAACUGAAAAAGAAAGGCUUGCGCGUCAGCAACAGUUGUUUAAACUGCACUAUCAAUGUGAAGACUUCAAAAGACAGUUGAAAACAGUGACAUUCCGGUGGCAAGAAAAUCAAAUGCAAGUUAAAAAGAAAGACAAAAUUAUUGCAUCUCUUAACCAACAAGUGGCUUUUGGAAUCAAUAAAGCUUCCAAAUUACAGCGACAAGUUCAUUCUAAAGACAAUGAAAUCAAGAACCUUAAGGAACAACUUUCCAUGAAAAGAUCCCAGUGGGAAAUGGAAAAGCAUAACUUGGAAAGCACAGUUAAGACAUACUUAAACAAGUUGAAUGCAGAAACUAGCAGAGCCUUAACAGCUGAGGUAUAUUUUUUACAAUGUCGUAGAGAUUUUGGUUUACUUCAUCUAGAACAGACUGAAAAGGAGUGUCUUAAUCAGCUUGCCAGGGUGACUCACAUGGCAGCAAGCAAUCUAGAAUCACUUCAAUUAAAGGCUGCAGUAGAUAGUUGGAAUGCCAUUGUGGCGGAUGUUAGAAACAAGAUUGCAUACCUCCGGACACAAUAUAAUGAGCAAAUCAACAAGGUGAAACAGGGUUUUGCCUUGAGUACCUUGCCUCCAGUCCAGCUUCCUCCACCACCACCCAGUCCUGAGAUACUAAUGCAGCAGUUCUUAGGAAGACCUCUUAUGAAGGAACCUUUCUUUAGACCCAUACUUACUGUUCCUCAAAUGCCUGCAGUUUGCCCUGGCGUUAUCACUGCAGCUGGCCAACCUAGACCCCCCUUGAUGACGGGCAUAGCCUGGACUAUGCCAACACCUGUAGCAGAAGCCGUCCCUGCUGCAGCAGGUCUGGGAAAUGAUCCUUCCAUGAUGAAUUUGGAAAGAAUUACAGACAAGCUGAAAACUGCUUUUCCACAACAUACCAGAAAAGAGCUUACAGAUUCCUUACGAAAGUUGAAAGAUACCAAUGGAAAAUCCUUAUCUGGAAUGACAUUUGAUGAAAUUGUUUACAAGAUUUCCCAAUUAAUUGAUCCCAAGAAAUCUCAGAGUGAAGGAAAAUCAGUGCCAAAUGGUAAUUGUGUUUCUCCCAGCCAUUCUCCAUCACAGCCUAGUGCUCCCCAAACCCCCAAACCAGCCUGGAGGCCACACAAUUCACAAGAUGCUUCUACAUGGGAAGAAGCCAAUAAUUUGGAUGAGGAGGAGGAAGAAGAGGAGCCUUGUGUGAUCUGCCAUGAGAACCUAUCUCCAGAAAACCUUUCAGUUUUGCCUUGUGCUCACAAAUUCCACUCUCAGUGCAUUAGACCAUGGCUGAUGCAACAGGGGACAUGCCCUACCUGUAGACUCCAUGUCUUGCUACCAGAAGAAUUCCCUGGUCAACCCAGCCGACAGUUGCCCAAGAUCUGAUACAACACAGCUGGCUAUGUAAAGGAAGCUCAGUUUUCAGAAUGGAAUUUAGUUGAGCUUUUCAUUUUUAUGAGCUGAUUGUAUAACUGGUGGAAAGCACUGUGUUCUCCAAUAUUACGCUAAUAAGGCUAGCCAAAUAAGACAGUAGCCAAAGAUAUUAAGACAAGUCUUCAGGGCUUAUAAACUGGAUUGAAGGGGCUUAAAGAAAUGGAAUUUUAAUAGUUACAUUAUAUUUGUUUAGUGGGUUUUAUUUUUCUUCUGUGAACAUGAUUCCUAUUAGCAUAUUUCUUAGAAUAUCUUUUCUGGCAAUUUUCCCCUUCUACUUGCCCCUUACUUUCUGUCAGUAUACUACAUUUUAUUAUCUGGAAAUAAAUUUAGGAAAAACAGAAUAAUAGAGAAAAGUAGGAAAGUUCCACAGAUUUCAGUGUUUCUGUAAUUUUUAAAACUAUUAAAUAUAAAUGAAUUAUUUAAAUUGUAUUUUUGUCUUCCCUAUUCUUUUUUUGCUUUCUUAAAUAUGUGCCCAUGAAGAGAUUAUGAGCUACUUGAUGGUGGAGACCAUGCAGUGGUAUGCUGAAGCUGGCUUGUAAUGGCUUGUGAGAGGUGAUUGUUUAAGUUGCAGGUAUUUUGCAAACCAGUUGUCCAAUUAUUGGUAGCUUGAGAUCUGCCACAGUCGGGAGUGUUUAUACCUUAGACAUUGGUAAAUACUGUAAGCAAAUGCUUCUUUCAGUAGCUGGUUCUUAAACAUUUACCAGCACACCACCAGACAUUCUGUGUAGAAUUAAUAUUCUCAGAAUCAGAAAUCAGGAACUAGUUUUUUUAAGUGUAUGGGAUAUUAGUAUAUAAAUUAAGUCUCUUGCUGAGUUGAAUAAUUGAAAUUUUUAUGUUUAUCUGUAGAUAAUUCUCUUUGAACCUUAAUAAUUUGCAUUUUGGAUGGAUAUCUUUUCUGGCUUUAAAAGUUUCCAAUUUCACCUAAUUUUUUUGUGGGGAAGGAGGAAACUUAUAUGUACUUCAUGCUUGUGACAAAAUGGAUUAUCCAAUGGGCUAAGCUUUAUACCCAUAGCUUGUCACUCAGAACUUUAAUACUUAGAGGCAAAAAACCUACUUAAAAAUAGCAUUGUAUAAAUGUUGUUGUAUAUAUGUGUUGUAUAUGUCUAUUAACUUGAAAAUUAAAAUAAUUCAGUUAUAAGACAAAUAUUCCUCAUUUCAUAUUCAAAAUGUUAAUUUCAUUAACUUUUGGAAAAGAAUAAAAUGUUUUCUGAUUCAGCAGCUAUUUAUCUGUAUAUUUUAGUGUAAAUGUGUUUUGAAGUUACUUUGAUCCUUAUUUAAAUUUUCUACUUCUAUAAUUGCAUAUUAAACUUUUUUCUGAAUUGAAAACAGACUGAAAAUGUAAAGGGCAAUAAUGGAAAGAAAAAGUAGCAUUCAUGUACAUACAUAAAAUACCAAGAAUAUACCAGAAUUCAAACGUACAGGGCAAACCUUUGAUCAUCAGCUUGCCUAGCAACCUAAAGUCGUGGUCAUAUAGCACAUCACCUUGUAAAAUUUGCUCAUGUUCACAACUUGUUUCUUAGUUCAUGUUUACAACUGUAAUUUCAUGUUUAUGUGGAAUAGAAUAAAUGUUUC